Molecule: messenger RNA, 517 nt
Organism: Mesitornis unicolor (brown roatelo)
Lineage: Eukaryota; Metazoa; Chordata; Aves; Mesitornithiformes; Mesitornithidae
Gene: IRAK1BP1
Product: interleukin-1 receptor-associated kinase 1 binding protein 1
Exons: 3
Biological process (GO): canonical NF-kappaB signal transduction; immune response
Source: RefSeq, a predicted model, not a curated record
GAAGAAAAUAUGACCGUAACAGAGGAUUUUAGUAGAGUAGAAAAUAUGUACCGAAUGGAAGCAGAGGUCUGUAUUACAUUCAGCGAUUUCGGGAAAAUGCAGAACGUUUGCAAUCUACUCAUUGAAAAGUUAGGAGCCUCUGUUACCAUCAGCCCACCUCAUUUCUACCAUACACCAGAAGCUGUAGACACCCUUCGCCGUCAAGUGUGUGUUGCUGCUGUUGGAAACACACGGUGGAAAGCUCAGGAAGUCUGUCGACUGUUUGGCCAGUCAUUGGGAAAACCUCUACUGAUAAGAGAAGAAGAAACGAAAGAAUGGGGAGGCCACACAGACACUCACCCACCGACCUCCCCAGAUUCACUGACUCUGCAGGAAAGAAUCCAGAAUGCUACAGCUUAUGCGUCUUGUAGAGUGUUUGCUGUGUUUGAGAUAAAGGGAAAAGAAAACAGAAGAAACAAAUUGCUCUAGAAAUUUUCAAGUCCUACACUUUCUUUUAAUAAAUUUUUUAUGCUUUCUU